Lipotes vexillifer (Yangtze River dolphin) is the source of this 4500-nucleotide messenger RNA. RefSeq names its product IL2 inducible T cell kinase (gene ITK). Gene Ontology annotation, molecular function: protein binding; non-membrane spanning protein tyrosine kinase activity; ATP binding. Gene Ontology annotation, biological process: protein phosphorylation; intracellular signal transduction. Bases 124 to 1986 code for a protein of 620 amino acids. The transcript has 17 exons. The record is from RefSeq and is a predicted model, not a curated record. NCBI's taxonomy places the organism in Eukaryota, Metazoa, Chordata, Mammalia, Artiodactyla, Lipotidae.
UUGCCUUUGAACAACUCUCUGAAGAUCAACUGCCUCUCCAGUUCAUUCCUUGCCCUGAAGCUGUUUCCUCUGGUUGUGCUGAGGGGUGAUGCCCAAGGUGCAUCACUUUUCAAGGACUGGAUCAUGAACAACUUUAUCCUCCUGGAAGAACAACUCAUCAAGAAAUCCCAACAAAAGAGAAGAACUUCUCCUUCGAACUUUAAAGUUCGAUUCUUUGUUUUAACCAAAACCAGCCUGGCAUACUUUGAGGACCGUCAUGGGAAAAAGCGCACUUUGAAGGGCUCCAUUGAACUUUCCCGAAUCAAAUGUGUCGAGAUUGUGAAAAGUGACAUUAUCAUCCCAUGCCACUAUAAAUAUCCAUUUCAGGUUGUGCAUGACAACUACCUCCUGUAUGUGUUUGCUCCAGAUCGCGAGAGCCGGCAGCGCUGGGUGCUGGCCCUUAAAGAAGAAACCAGAAAUAAUAACAGUUUGGUGCCCAAGUAUCAUCCUAAUUUCUGGAUGGACGGGAGAUGGAGAUGCUGUGCUCAACUGGAGAAGCUUGCUGUGGGCUGUGCCCAGUAUGAUCCCACCAAGAAUGCUUCAAAGAAGCCUCUUCCUCCUACUCCUGAAGACAACAGGCAGUUACUUCGGGAACCUGGAGAAACCUUGGUCAUUGCCUUGUAUGACUACCAAACGAAUGAUCCACAGGAACUCACGCUACAACGCAAUGAGGAGUACUACCUGCUGGACAGUUCCGAGAUUCACUGGUGGAGAGUUCAGGACAGGAAUGGGCAUGAAGGAUACGUACCAAGCAGUUAUCUGGUGGAAAAGUCUCCAAAUAACCUGGAAACCUACGAGUGGUACAAUAAGAGUAUCAGCCGAGACAAAGCUGAGAAACUUCUUUUGGACACAGGCAAAGAAGGAGCCUUCAUGGUACGAGAUUCCAGGACUCCAGGGACAUACACUGUGUCUGUUUUCACCAAGGCCAUCGUAAGUGAGAACAACCCCUGUAUAAAGCACUAUCACAUCAAAGAAACAAAUGACAACCCCAAGCGAUAUUACGUGGCUGAAAAGUACGUGUUUGAUUCCAUCCCUCUCCUCGUCAAUUAUCACCAACACAAUGGAGGAGGCCUAGUCACUAGACUCCGGUAUCCAGUUAGUUCCUGGAGGCAGAAAGCCCCGGUCACGGCAGGGCUGAGAUAUGGAAAAUGGGUGAUUGAUCCCUCAGAGCUCACUUUUGUGCAGGAGAUUGGUAGCGGGCAGUUUGGGUUGGUGCAUCUUGGCUACUGGCUCAACAGGGACAAGGUGGCCAUCAAAACCAUUCAGGAAGGAGCUAUGUCAGAAGAGGACUUCGUCGAGGAGGCUGAAGUCAUGAUGAAACUCUCUCACCCCAAGCUGGUCCAGCUCUAUGGAGUGUGCCUGGAGCAAGCCCCCAUCUGCCUGGUGUUUGAGUUCAUGGAACAUGGCUGCCUGUCAGAUUACCUGCGCAGCCAGCGGGGGCUCUUUGCUGCAGAGACCCUGCUGGGCAUGUGCCUGGAUGUGUGUGAGGGCAUGGCCUACCUGGAAGAGGCGUGUGUCAUCCACAGAGACCUGGCUGCCCGGAAUUGUCUGGUUGGAGAAAACCAAGUCAUCAAGGUGUCCGACUUUGGGAUGACAAGGUUCGUCCUUGAUGACCAGUACACCAGUUCCUCAGGCACCAAAUUCCCGGUGAAGUGGGCAUCCCCGGAAGUCUUCUCUUUCAGUCGCUAUAGCAGCAAGUCGGAUGUGUGGUCGUUUGGUGUGCUGAUGUGGGAAGUCUUCAGUGAAGGCAAAAUCCCGUAUGAAAACCGAAGCAACUCAGAGGUGGUGGAAGACAUCACCACUGGAUUUCGGUUAUACAAGCCUCGACUGGCCUCCUCACAUAUCUACCAGAUCAUGAAUCAUUGCUGGAAAGAGAAACCAGAAGACCGGCCACCUUUCUCCAGACUCUUGAGUCAACUGGCUGAAAUUGCAGAAUCGGGACUUUAAAAGAGACUCAGUGCCAGGCCAUGGGCUGCAGAUCCUGAGUGGGGCAAGGAGGUCUUCCCACCACAGAGCAUUAAAAGCUGCCACCAUCCCAGGACUCCUCAGAGGCAACUGGCCUGUGGCGCCAGUCCCUAAGCUGCCACGGAGGCAGUGGCCUGAUAGAGGCGGGCACCAGGCCACAGGCAGGAGGCUCAGCCACUGAACUGGGAGCAGGGCCAGAGCAGUCUGUACCCUUCCUCCAGGCUCUUAUCUUGUGUGGAGCGCAAACCUCAAUCGACAGCUUUCAAGCAACAUUUCUUGCACUUCUUAGAGAAAGGGAGAGAUGGGGCAGGACCCUUACUGUUAUUUUAAACAUGGACCUAAAGUUCAUGGUCAAGGGAUUUUUUUAUUUGACCUGACAACACAGAAUCCCAGGAUAUGGGGCAAGAUGAACAAGGAGCACGACUCUUUUUCAAGAACUAGUGAGUUAAUUAAAGUCACAAAGAGUAAGCUCUGCCUCUGUGAUGCUGUCAACCACAGCUUCCUGCCUUAGAGGAAGAUGGAACAGCUGCUCACAUUAGAGGCCGGAUAUUCUGAGAAGCAGCUUUAUGAGGUUUUACUCAUAGAGGACACUGGCACCUCUCUCCUUGAAGGGAGCAUAAUGGACUGGGGUGAACAAUUCUGAUCUCACCGCUGGAGUAUUGGGUAUCUGGUGUCUGGGCAGAAAGAGGGCAUCAGAUGGUGGAAACACCUGGUACAGGGAAAGGCCUUAGGUUGUAACCACUUGGAUGCUCAUCUUUACUACCAAGCCAAGCAAGUGACUCUGAGUCCCCUUCUGUGCCGAAUGCUUCCACAGGCAUCCUGGGAGGAAAUCAUGGCUUCCGUAAACACUGACUUACUGAGGCCUACAGGAAUCAGUCCCCUCUCUGCAUUCUUCCAUCCUCAUCAACAGAGUGCAGACUUGUGCUGGGGAGUGUGGCCUGGCAGAGAAACUGAAGCUGGUUUAGGCCCUAGAGAUUUGCAGCUUUAAGGUUGAGACUUCCAAGUCUCCCCAGAUUCUAAGAGAGGAGUAAGAGGUCUGUUCUUGUUCAAGCCAUCUGGAUGGAAACUGAGUCAGGCACCGAGUGGGGGGCUUCCAAGAUGCACAAGGAUGCCUACUGUUGAUUGAGCACUUGAAUAUGCAAAGUGAAUAUGUACUGAGCUACAAGCCUUAACUGCAGAAUCUCAAUUCACCCUGAGUUCACACCAGUGCAGUGAGAUAUUAUUAUUAUUCCCAUUUUACAGAUAAUGGAACUUAGGCUUUGAAAAGCUUGGACACCUGCCUGAAGUGACAGAGCUAGGAAGAAUAUAGCCCACCUCUGGCUGACUGCAAUGCACAGUUUCUCUAUUUUUAUUCAACACUGCCUUCUACUGAGGGUGAAAGGGAUUGCUGAGGAGGUAAGAACAGUAGAGGGGAAAGUCCUAGAGAGCCAAUAAAGAAGCCAACACAGCACCAUCAGCAAGUAAAGCUGCUCCUGCGUAGACCAGGGUGGCUGGCAGUGUAGCCCUCCAACUUGGAAUAGGAUCUUUUUUUCCUCAUCUGUAUCCUCACCUUCAUCAGAGUUAAUGACAUUGGAGUUACUAAAGGAGUAAUUAGCCCUUUGAUUCACUCAACCCACCAGAGUCAUAUUGCAUGAAGUAAUUUGUAGAUGAGCUUCAAAGCAGCUUUAAAAGAUUCUCCUGCAGAAGUAUAAAUACUUCCUUGAAUUAUCACUUCAACUUUGAGCCGGCUGCAGUCUUCUUGGACACUUUCUGGGGAAGGGUAUUCCUUGAUGUAAGAGAGAUUUAAUUUUCAUACAGUGUUCAGGGAAAACUCUUUUUGGAUGGUGUUGAAAUCAGCUCUUUCUAAAAAAUCAUGUGAUAUUUUGACUGGCUGAAGAUGCAGAUGUACAACUUUUAAGUAUAAUUAUUGCGAAACUGGUAGCUUCAAAAAAAAAAAAACCUAUCAUUUAGAAGAUGAUAUUUCUCAACUUAUCCAAAAUCAUCCCUGUUUACUUUUUUGGCAUUUUGUACAUUCUUUUUUGGAACCUUUAAUUAGAGAUGAUUUCUGGAACAUCCAGCCUAGAAGGAAAACAUCAGAAUUGACUGAUUUCUGUGGUAUGGUUCAGAAAAAUUCUCCCUUACAUGGUAUUAUCUUGUUCAAGCUCAGAAUCAUUGAGCCUUUAACUUAACAUGUGUCAAGAGGUUACCUCUCAGUGUCCUGCAAAAUAGACUUCUGCCUGUUUGGUUUUUGGCUUUUUUUUUCCUUUUCACAUUUUGAAAAUGGUGCCAUGUGCUCACAGGGAAUUCCCCUAUGCAAAGUUUUAGUUCUAGAUACAUUUUAUAGAUUUUGCAUUAUGCCCUUUUGAGACUAUGUAUUUAUAUUUGGAUAGAUUGAAUAUUUAUUAGUGUACAGUGAUUGCUAAUGUUCACAAUUAAAAUGUUACAAAUAUCUCUUAUGCUUUGUAAAUCACACCAAGUUAAAGGUUGGGUCUAGCAAAUAAAGCCGUGCAUUUUAGU